Molecule: messenger RNA, 7321 nt
Organism: Argiope bruennichi
Lineage: Eukaryota; Metazoa; Arthropoda; Arachnida; Araneae; Araneidae
Product: NBAS subunit of NRZ tethering complex-like
Exons: 58
Coding region: 142-7158 (2338 amino acids)
Biological process (GO): retrograde vesicle-mediated transport, Golgi to endoplasmic reticulum
Cellular component (GO): Dsl1/NZR complex; endoplasmic reticulum membrane
Molecular function (GO): SNARE binding
Source: RefSeq, a predicted model, not a curated record
GUGUUGUGUUUGUUUUCCGAUUUUUUUAAAGCUGUCUGUUGUAAGAAGAGAAAGAUGGUAUUGUGGAUCUCGUCAAAUAACAUUUGAAAUUUUUUGAAAAAUAUAUAACAUUAAACGUUAGAAUUAUUGUAUAGAGUGACAAUGUUGCAGGAAAUUCAGGAUGUAGAAAAUAAUAUUCUAUACGAAUUGUUAAUUUACGCUGAAUGGCAGCAAGAACCUGAAGUUCAGGGUAAGGUUUCUUUGGAUCGAGCAGAUGGAACUGAAGGGUAUAUUGCCAAGUUACUGGCACCAUUUACUCAUUCUUCCUGCCCUCCUUCUACAGUCCGCCAGCUGAUUAAUUUACAGAUGCCAUGGGCCUUUGCUAUUGGAGGAAAUGGAGCAGUUAUUGCAAUUUUACAAGAUUCUUCACUAGAAAUUAGGACUUCUCGGGAUGAAUAUGGGGCAAUCAUUGGUAGAACACAAGUUGCUAAAGAUCCAUAUCCUCAGUGGAGACGGAUUCUUUGGUCCCCUGACUGCACAAUGCUGGCUUGUGCCCAAAGUAAUGGAAAGUUAGACUUUUAUGAUCUUAUUGGAGCUCACAUGUUCACCAUUAAUAACAUGAUGUCCCCUUCUGUUCAGAAUGGGAAGCAAGAUUUUGGUAAUGCUAUUGCGGGAAUGGCAUUUUCAGAUGUUCGUGUAAAAAAUACUCAAUGGUCAUAUGAAUUCCUUGUGGCAAAUUAUCUAGGCGAGGUUCAUGGCUACUUUAUUAGUCCAUCUGACGGUUUCAACCCAAGCCACACAUUUUCCCUUUCAUCCUGCUAUCCCACUGGAAUAACAUGCUUUGUUUAUCAUCCUGUGGAUAAUGUUCUGGUCUUCUGUGGAAAGUCUCACAAAUUGUCCUUAACAUCAGGCACUAGUCCUGCAGCACAGAUGGGAAUGUCUGUGUGGAGGAUGUUAUCAGACUCACCCUAUUAUAAACUAGCUUUAUCUGUAGAUGAGCAAAUGGCAUAUUCAAGAGUUAAUUGGAAAACUAUAAUUUCACAGUAUUAUUUCUAUCAGCAAUCACAAGAGGAUCUUGUUUUUAAAAUGAGUAUUUCUCCCAAUGGUAAAAUACUGGCUUCAGUUCAUAUUUCUGGUUCUCUUUCUCUUUGGGAUUUACCCUCUUUAAGAUUGAAAAAGUACUGGCAGUUACAGCUGCAGCCCAAUUUUUCUGAUGUAAAUCCUCAACUUUGUGAACCUGGAAUGAAAAAGAAAGGUGACUUUACAUCUGAAACCUUUCACUCGCAUAUAAUCGAUAUUAAUUGGUGGUCUGAUGAAGCUAUCAUAUUAGUGAGACAGUGUGGAGCUGUAACAGUAUCUUCAACAAAGACACUCCAGAAUUUGUUGGGAGCUUCUCCAGAAUGGUUUGAACCUUCCCCUUCUGUCACAUCAUUCUGUGAUCGAGGAUUUUUAGCUCUUGAGAGUGAGGUACGGAUAAAAGGAAAAAGAAGAAGUGUGGAUGAGAUAGAUGAGGAUGAAGAUAGUAGUGAUGAUGAAGAUCCAUCUAUAUUUGCUUAUUCUUAUGAGUUAGCUCAGAGGGCCUUAUAUUUUGUUACUGACAAUGACAGAUUUCAGCCUCCCCGAAAGAAAAUGAAGAUGAUAACAAAAACUUAUCGCCUCUUGUGCCUUAAAUCAACCACACCUGAAGAAUUGUUUACCAGGAAAAUUUCAAAUGAAGAGUAUGGUGAAGCAUUAGCUCUUGCAAACACUUAUAAUUUGGAUUCUGAUCUUGUGUACCAGAGACAGUGGAGAAAAAUGCCAGCUACAGUGGAAUCUAUACAUGACUAUUUGAGCAAGAUCAAAAAGCGUUCUUGGGUUCUACAUGAAUGUUUGGAGCGUGUUCCAGAAAGCUUUGAAGCUGCAAAGGAACUGUUGCAUUAUGGAUUACAAGGUACAGAUCUGAAAGCAUUGAUUGCUAUUGGCAAAGGGGAAGAUCAGGGAAGAUUCAUAUUAUCCAGUCCUUAUGAUAGCGUUGAUGAGGAUCCUGAUACCUCACAGUCAUUCAAUUCCAGUUCUGAUGCAGAUGAUCUUUAUGACGCUAAAAAAAGACACCAACAAAAGAAGAGAACAGCAAUGCUGAAACAGGUCAAUUUUAAAAAGUUAAAUUUAGAGCAGAAGCAGCUUUGUCAAUGCCGUUUAAAACUCCUGCACUAUUUAGACAGACUAACAACUUAUGAAAUUAUAUUAGGUGGCCCUAUUUUAGCAGAUCAGAACUAUGACCACAAUUUCUUCAGGCAGUUUCGUUCUCAGUCUGGCCUAGAAGCUGCCUUGCAUUUUGCCUGUAACUCCAACUGGGAGGCUGUUGCAACUCUUUUUACUUACCACGGAUCAGAAACUUUACCACAUAGAUUGGCAAUACUGAAUAAUUUUCCAGAAACUACUUCACCCAUUGAGUACCAAUCUCUGCUACCUCUUUUUAAUGAACGGGAAUUAGUAUUUUAUCCCUGGGAUGAACAUCAGCUUAGAGAACCUGAUUGGUGUGAAAUAAAAUACCCGAAGCCACCUCCAUCUGAAGAAUUUGUUCAAGAAUUUUAUGAAAAAUAUAAAGAACUUGUGAAAUAUAGACAGACUCAAUUAAGUUUCCCCCUUGUGACUGACUGGUUUAUUGAAAGAGCUAAAGAAAUAGAGAUGCUAUCUGGAUUGGUGGAUAAUGCCAUACAGUUGCUGAAACUGGGAAUGCAGAGAAACAUAGAGGGUUUAGAAAAAUUAUAUGAUGACAUGAUUACUAUCGAAAUAUUAGUGCAUGAAUGCCAUGUUAAAGUGGAUCUGAGUUUGAAGGAAUAUGAAGAAAUGAAUGGUUUUGACAGAAUAAAGCUGAUGAUGUCAACAACAACACAAGAGAAUUUUUUGAAGAAUGUGCAUCAGUGGUUAGUACCUUUUCUCAAUCGUUGUUCUAAAUAUGAUCCUGGUUCUGGACGUUCUCUCUUUAAAAGCUACCUCUUGUCAGUCUCAAAGAAUGACUUAAUUUAUAGUCAGAAGAUUUUAGAAAACAUAAAGUCUGAUCCAUCAUUCAUAAUAUCAGAUUUCUAUGAAAUUGUAAAUCUGAUGCUUGACUGUAUCUACAAUUGUGAAAGAAUUGGUGAAUUAAAAAAGGCUUGGGCAAUUUAUGAAUUGUUAUUAUCUUUACCAGACACAUUUAUGAGAAUUACCAAGAAAUUAUUUAGCUUGCCAAAUUCUGUGGCUGAUCUAAAGAAGCAUAUAAGUGUUGCUGAGCUUUUGGAAAAAAAUGGUUUAGCUAUUCUAUUAGCCAUGGUGAAGAGCAUUUCCAAUAGUACAGAAGAAGUUAGAAAAAUAUUAAUUAAGUUAGCUAGAAUGGCGAGUCAUAGGGUUCCAGUUUUAGAUGAAGAGGAAUGGAAAACUCUGUUAACUGAUAUAUUAGAGAUGCAUAAAACUCUGUUUCAAUGUGUGACAUAUGAAGACUGUUAUGAAAUAGUACUGCAAUCAUUGCUGUGUUCUGGUAAAUCAGAAAACAUCACAUUUGCUGGUACCAUGAUGGAGUGCAAUAAUAAACAAAGGAAACAUGAUAUUGGCCCUCAGUCUUUCAAGUUACCUUACACAAAGUCUGUGGCUUUGGUUCUGGCUGCAUCUCAAGAAUACUUUAAUUCAUCUUCUGAUGCAUCUGAUCCUUGUAUGUCCCUUGCAAAGAGUUGCCUGAAAUUAAUAGAAGAUGUACCAGCUAGUAUAGAAGAUGAGUUUGAUUUAAUAUCUUCAAUAUCAUUACUAAAAGAAUUUGGUGUCACGAUUUUACCUUUACAAGUAAGAUUAUGUGAGAAUAGAAUGAGUAUUGUUAAAGAAGCUUUACAGAAAAAAGAAAGAAAUUACAAGAAGUCUCACAAGAUUAUGAAAUUGGCAAAUCUUCUGAGAGCAGGAAAUAUCAGCACUCAUGAGCGUGAAGGAAAGGUUUUGACUUUAAUAGGAGAGUAUGCAUUUGAGGCCAAAGAUUAUAAUGAAUGUCUUGCUGCUUGUCAAACGUUGAUGGACAAAGGACAUGAGGAAGGGUGGCUAAUUUGCUAUACUUUGGGUGGAUGUAAUGAAUUUGAAAACAUUCCAGCUAGAUAUACAUUGAUGGCCUUUUCGCUUGCCUAUUGCUCUGAAGAUUUGAUUGAAACUAUAUUGAAAAGUAAAUCAGAACUACAGUUACAAGUUCUUCAAGAUAGAGUCAAAUUCCUUGUUGGGGAUAUUCCAAUGAAUUUUACUGCUAUUGACUCAGAAAACAAGAUGUGUGAUAUAGCCGAAGGUGAUAUCAAUGGCAUUAAUACUCUUUGGCAAACAAGUGAAAAAACAUUACAGGCCUUACAGUCAACUACACAAACGGCUAAAGUAGUUCUAACAUCUGUGAAAAGUGUGCAGUUUUGGAAAGAUGCUAUUAAUUGGGUUCAACCUCUGGCCCUUGGUUGGAAUGGAAGAGCUCUCGAUGUGGAAGAAGAUUCCAAUGUGAAUCUUAACAAACAAGGAGUGUGUACUUUUUAUGAAGGACUUGUAGAAAAUGCACAUAUUAGUAAGUUUGAGACUAACUAUCAGCGUUAUGCUAGACCUGAUCUACCUCAAUCAUUAGAAAUUUCUACUUCUAUUUUAAGAGCAUCACUGAUUCAAGAUAGCUUGAAAUAUGAAUCAGAAGCUUCUUCUUUAGAAAAUUCUAUUAUAUUAGAUGUGUCUAAGGCCUAUUUGCCUGAAGAUUUUCUGUACAGCCUUUGCCUUCUUCUUACCUUAAAAGAUGCCGAGAAAGCUGAAGAUCUUUUCAAAACAUUACCCAGCUCACCGAUUGUCCUGCAAUUAGCUACUUUAUAUUAUGCUAUAAAAAUUCAUGUUGGUUUGAGCUUGCCUUUAGCAGAUGAGAUUGAUGCAGGACCAGAUCCUAUCACAUUUUGCAAAAAAACUUUAGAAAUGAAAAAUACUGUAGAUGCUUCUUCAUGUUCAUCAGUUGGAAAUAAUUGCGAAAAAUAUUUUGAAAUGCUUCAAAAAUAUGAUAAAAUGUUAUAUGAUUUUGUUCAAGCUGAAAUCUUGCAUAGCAUUGGAGGUGGUGUAGAUGCUACUCGAUUUGCAAAUGAUGAUGUUUAUAAGAGAGAUACAAUUCUUGGCAUUUCCAUGACUUUGGAUGAUGGCAUAUUCCAGACUGCUCUAUCUUUAGCUGUUCAUUAUUCUAUACCUCAAUGGGAUGUGUAUAUGUCACAUUUGGAAUAUCUUUUCUCAGAAUCUAGUAUAUCAGCAGUAGUAAUUAAAGAAAGAAUUGAAAAAUUUAAGAUAAGUGAAAAGCUUCUGCAGCAUAAAAAGGCAUUUGAAACAAGACUAAAAGACUACAUUUACCCUGGCAUUAGUGGCAAAGAUCAUGAAAAACUUCUUAUGUGCUUUUGUUUGUUAGAGGAUUGUGGAGAUAAUGAAGAUUCUUUAAAAUUAAAACCAAGUAUUCACAAGAAAUUGCUCAAUAAAUUUAGGGCAACUAUGAAAAGUAUUGACUACAAGAAAGUUAUGUCUCCUGGUUUAUCUGCUAGUUAUUUAACAGAUAUUUUAAAUGAAUCAAAUGUUCAUAUAUUUGCUAAAGUUGCUUCUGACAUUCCUAAAAAAAAUGGAACAUUUUAUGAAUCAUCAAAUAUUUAUUGUCUUUGGGCUCAAAAAUAUUUUUUUGAAGGCAAUGCACCAACUACUAAAAUUCCAGCAACUAAGUCUGAAUGGCUUCAUAGAUAUGAAUCUUGUUCUAAUUUGCUUCAAAGACUUGAUCCUGCUGAUGUUUUAGAAUUGGUUGACUGUAUUGUUUUUUCAGAAAAAGCUUUUGAAAAAAUGAGUAUUGAUUGCCGAUCAGAUAUUGUAAAAAGAAUUAUUAAAUUUUGUCGAGGAAAAUCUUCAAUUCAGAAAAGCAACAUUCUAUUAAGUACUGAAUGGAGUGAAGCUGCUUCGGCUCUCAAUAGCCUUCACUUACAUUUACAAAGACUAGAAGAUGAGACCUUGGUUCAAUUAAGAGAGUCUUUUGAUCCAAAAGUGAAAAUUUACUGUAAGGAAUUUGAUCUUUCCAAAUGUGACCUUGAGAAGCUGAAAUGCUUAUUAGCAAGGAUAGUUUUGGAAGGACCAGAUCUGGACCUAUUAAAGACUUUCAUUUCUUGCUGCCCAUCUGAAAUUGGUUGGGAACCAUCUGAUGCAUAUAUGAAAGCGAUUAAUGUUAUUUGUGAACAAAUCAAGCAUCCACAAAAUUCUUCUUUUACUUGCUUCAAAGAAGUUCCUCCUAUUCAAGCUUUAGAAGCUAUUUUGCAUGACAUGACCAAACAACAAGAAGAAUUAAUGAUGAUAGAAGGUAUGGCUACAGAGAUGCUUAAUGAAUUUUGUCAAGAUUCAGAAGUUCCAGUGGCAACUAGGUUGAGUAUUCUUCAGUUACUGGAAAAGACAAAUUUCAUUUCUCCAGAAUAUUGUGAUCUGCUUCUUUUGUAUCGAACCCAAGCAGUCGUUUCAGCCACAUGGCCUGACCUUCAGGUAUCAGAAGAUGAAGUGAAAGAUGAAUUUCAGCGGAAAAUUUUAUUUGAUAGCCUUUUGUGUCAAUGUCAUGCUGUAGAACAUUUCAAUUCUCUUGCAAAGCUUUUGAGUCAUUGGCCGCCCUUUACUCCUUCAGAAUCAUGGAGCUGCUGUGAUGAGCCAUGGACCAAACUUCUAUGUGGAUUAGUCUCUUUAUCAACCAAAGAAGCUCUUUCAACUGCAAUGAUUAUAUUGGAAAAAGCUCUUUCUUAUCCAAAAUUCGGUUUUGAGAACUGUCAGGAAGUAUUCCAAAAAGUCAAGGAACAGAAUAGUAUACUUCACACAAUGAAAUGUGCUCUAAUAACAAAUCAUGAUUUUUUACAUUCCAAAGCAAUAGAACUCUUGGAAAAUGGUACCAAGAUUACCACUGAUGAUUAUGAUAGCGAACUAUUGGAUUUGAUACUAAAACGCAGCUUAACAGCUCAAAUAAUAUCUACUGAUCUUUAUAAACCAGUUAUUGAAUUCUUGUUGCACUGCCAAGAUGACAGCAUACAAGAAGACUACAAGACAAUGGACACUGUAAUUAAAGAACUAUAUGAGGCUGGUUAUAGUUUUGAAGCUGGCAGCCUUGUAUUGAUUAAAAAUUCAAUACACACAGGACUUAGUACAUUUUCUUCAGCAAUUAGGAUUCUACGUGAGUAGUAUGCAGCAACUAAGUCCAAUGAAUCUGUGGUGAUACUGUAAAAAAGAAAUCAAAGUUUUAUAUGAAUAUAUUUAUCUUUUACAAAUAUCAGUGUGCAUAAUUAUUUAUUUCAUUCAAGAAGUAUUUGUUUUUUAAAUAAAUAAAAAUGCAACCUAACAAUGA